Molecule: messenger RNA, 2827 nt
Organism: Ctenocephalides felis (cat flea)
Lineage: Eukaryota; Metazoa; Arthropoda; Insecta; Siphonaptera; Pulicidae
Product: talin-1-like
Exons: 15
Coding region: 63-2624 (853 amino acids)
Biological process (GO): cell-cell adhesion
Cellular component (GO): focal adhesion; plasma membrane
Molecular function (GO): actin filament binding; integrin binding
Source: RefSeq, a predicted model, not a curated record
UUGAUGAUUUAUCAACACAAAAUGGUUUGGUAAAUGGCUUGCUAGAAAGUAUUAACCGAGCCAUGUCUCGAGUAAGUGAUAGAAGAUCAUCUUUGCUUGUUACUUCUUCAUCAGACACUUUUGUUGAUUAUCAAACAAGAAUGGUACAUGAAGCUAAAGAAAUUGCCAGAAUUGCUAAUGAGAUGAGUUCAAAAGCUGUUGGUGAGCCUGCUGCUUUGCCUACUUUAUCUGCAAAUCUUACCCACCACUACACGCAGUUGGCAGAUGAUUCAUUUGGAGCAGUAUUAAACACAAAUCUUUCAGAUGUUGGAAUGAAAAUCAGAAGCACAGUUCAAGAACUUGGACGAUCAUGUUCUCAAUUAGUUGAAUCUAGUGGGGCAUACCAAAUGCAACAAGGCGAUAGUGCUUCUUCUACAAUUUCAAUGCACAGCAGAUCUGUUAACGAUAAAGUAGCUAAAGUUUUAGCAGCAUUACAAUCAUGUUCAAAGGGAACACAGGCUUGCAUAAAUGCUGCUAGUACUGUUUCUGGUAUCAUUGGAGAUAUUGACACUACAAUUAUGUUUGCAACAGCAGGCACUUUGCACUCUGAGAGGGAUAAUGCAUCUUUCUCUGAGCACAGGGAGCAUAUUCUGAAAACAGCCAAAGCUUUAGUAGAAGACACAAAAACACUUGUUGCCGGUGCUGCAGGUUCUCAAGAUCAAUUGGCAGCAGCAGCCCAAAAUGCUGUUUCAACAAUUGUCCAAUUGACUGGAGUUGUGAAAUUAGGAGCAGAAAGUUUGGGUUCAAAUAAUCCUGAUUCACAAGUGAUGCUAAUGAAUGCUGUUAAAGAUGUUGCUUCUGCUCUCGGUGAACUUAUUCAGGCCACCAAAGCAGCAUCUGGAAAACCUAUUGAUGACCCUUCAAUGGGACAAUUGAAAGGCAGUGCUAGGGUAAUGGUAACAAAUGUAACAUCAUUGUUAAAAACCGUUAAAGCUGUUGAGGAUAAACACACAAGAGGCACACGUGCUUUGGAAUCUACAAUUGAAGCUAUCAGUCAAGAAAUUAAUAGUUUACAAAUAGAUGGUGCAAAAGGUAAAGGUACACCAGAGGAACUAGUUAGAGCUACUAAAUUAGUUACCCAAGCUACAUCUAAAGCAAUUGCUGCUGGAAACUCUGGAUCUCAAGAAGAUAUUAUAAUUGCUGCUAAUCAAGGGCGUAGAGCAAUUUCUGAUUUACUUGUUGUGUGCAAGAAUACUGCAUACUCCUGCACGGAAACAAUCGAAUUGCGCGAACAAACUUUGGAAGCUGGUAAUAAGGUUGCAACCCACUAUCAAAGACUGCUUCAAGCAGUUUUGGCAGGAGCUGAAGGAAAAGAAAAUUUGCCACAUUUAUCAAGACAAGUAGCUCAAAGUGUUUCUGAACUGGUUUCUCUGGCCGAAACCCUUAAAGGGCGUGAUUGGGUAGAUCCUGAGGAUCCAACAGUUAUUGCGGAAAAUGAGCUUCUAACAGCUGCAUCAUCUAUAGAAGCUGCUGCACGAAAACUUGCCAGUUUGCGACCAAGAAGAUCUGUAAAGGAAACCGAUGAAAAUUUGAACUUUGAUGAAAUGAUUUUGGAAGCAGCAAAAUCCAUUACUGCAGCUACUUCAGCUUUGGUUAAAGCCGCAAGUGAUUCACAACGAGAACUUAUUGAUCAGGGCAAAGUUGCCAGGCGUCUACAUAAAACUUCAGACGAUGGCCAAUGGUCAGAAGGUUUGGUUUCUGCUGCGAGACUUGUGGUGGCAGCAACACAAAAAUUAGUAGAUUCAGCACAAGCUCUUGUGCAAGGACAUGGUUCUGAAGAAAUGCUUAUUUCAUCUGCAAAACAAGUUGCUAGUUCCACUGCCCAACUUUUAGUUGCUAGUCAGGUCAAAGCCGAUCCUGAUUCACCCAGUUUUACAAGACUACAAGCAGCUGGAAAUGCAGUCAUUAGAAGCACGGAUAAUCUUGUGAAAUCAGCUCAACAAGCUAUUUCUGGAGAAGAUGAGCAUUCACUUGUUCUUAACACAAGAAUGGUUGGUGGCAUUACACAGGAAAUAAAUGCCAGAUCUGAAGUAUUCCGAAUUGAAAAGCAAUUGGAAGAGGCUAGAAAUAGGUUAGCAGCCAUUCACCAAGCCAAGUAUCGUCUGCGUAAAACAGAUGAAGGCGAUCAAGAAUAUUACAGUGACCAAAAUGAUACCAUGAAUCAAAGUAGCCAUAUUGUGCAUUUAAAUAAUAAUAACCAAAGUAAUAAAGGAUUGAACUCCUCGUAUUUGGAUAAAUCUCAAACCCACACAAAUAGUAGAACUUUCAAUACAUACAACAAUGUAAGUCCUGUGAGCUUUAUUAAUAAAAAUUUAUCUACAUCGGACAGUAGCUAUGAUGCAGUUAAAAAUGGCUCAGCACAUAAUACAGGGAGCAACGGUCAAAAUUAUAAGGGAUUUACAACUUUGUAUGAAACACACAGAUAUAACACUGAUUCAAGUCCUGUUAUUAUGCACUCCGGAGCAAAUUCUCAAAAUUUAGUACAAACCCAAAUGAACUCAUUGUCCAGACAGAUCACUGAGAAGAAAACUAUAAAAACUUCUGCAGAGAGUCGAACGCACAGUCAUACUUAUAAACUCGAGUAAAGAAUAUAAUUACAAAAUAUAUAUUGUUUCAUAAAUAAGCAUGUACAGUCACAAAUUAUAUAUAUACAUACUAUUUUACAAGCUAUUUUAUAGUUUUCUAAUAAUAAAUUUAGUCAAGCUUAUAUAAUGUGCCUUCUAAUGGUGACUUGUACAGAUUUGUUAAUAAUAUAAAAUAUUUAGUGCCUACUUAUGUUAAUAUACAC